CUGCAGAUACUCCACGCUUUCUUUUUUAACAUGACCUGAAAUAACGUCCUUUUUCCAAGUCGUGGACGUCAAGACCGUCAUAAAAAAAAGAGCAAAGAAGAGGACCUCCUGCUGUCACCUGGCUGUAUGUCGAAUCUCUCCACCCCUUGAAUUGUGGAUGCCAGUCCGGUUUGAGGUUGUACACCCCGAGGACUAGAUGCGAUAACCAGGACGAGAUAUGCCGCAGCCGAAAUCACGAAAAAUCGCCAUCCUCGGGUACAGAUCCGUAGGAAAGUCUUCCUUGACUAUUCAGUUUGUGGAGGGCCAGUUUGUGGACUCAUAUGACCCAACAAUAGAAAAUACAUUUACUAAAACGAUCACGAUAAAUGGACAAGAGUACCAUCUUCAACUGGUAGACACAGCAGGACAGGAUGAGUACUCUAUCUUCCCACAGACCUACUCCAUAGAUAUCAACGGUUACAUUCUGGUCUACUCCGUCACAUCCAAUAAAAGCUUUGAAGUUGUACAAGUUAUCCAUGAAAAACUAUUGGACAUGGUGGGAAAAGUUCAAGUUCCAAUUAUGCUCGUCGGGAACAAGAACGACCUACACAUGGAGCGGGUCAUCAGUUGCGAAGAAGGAAAAGCAUUAGCCGAAUCCUGGAACGCUGCCUUCAUGGAGUCCUCAGCUAAAGAGAACCAGACCGCCGUGGAAGUUUUCCGGAGGAUGAUCCUGGAGGCAGAGAAGAUGGAAGGUGGCGUGCAGCCAGGAAAAACGUCCUGCUCCAUGAUGUAGAGCCGCCCACUCGACACAAGACACUGCACUGGGAUAUCCCGUUACUUGAAGGCUAGCUGCCAGUUCUCCUCCACCUCAGCUGACUCCACCCCUUCAGGGUCCUAAAUAUCCGACACCGUCUAUUUAUGGCUCUGAUUCCACUGUUAUGUCAUCCUGGUUUUUCUUUGUGUUUGAUGAAAAAAAAAAAAAAGGAUCAGUGGCGGUUCCCCUGUCUUCUAUUUCCCACAAUGCACCCCUCCUCCCUCUCCGUGCUCGGCUCCGAUGCGAAACACAGAACUUGGGUGUAUCAGAAAAAAGGUUUUCCUGUGUUGGUUUGUAACGACUCCUGUAACUAAGGCCAGAGAUAGUUAAUGGCAUGAUGCAUCGUAGCUCCUCAUUAUGAAGCUUCCAUAUCAGCAACGAGUCCUUUGUUUCAAUAACGAGAGAGAAGCGAAACGUCAUGUCGGCCAUGCAUUCGCUCUGAAAAUGGAUAGAAGUCACGGACGUUUCUCCUGAUACAUCACCAGCUGUGUGGUGCCUCCAAUAUAUUCAGCUCUUUUUCUACUUAAUCUCCACGCAGUACCCACUUCUCUGUCCCUCAGUUUGUUUUCAUAGUGGUUACUGUCAUCCCCAAAAUAAUCUGCAUCCAUUUUCUAAUGUUGAAAAUGUUGUACAAAUGUUUUUGAUUGUAAUCAUUAAAGCAAAAAGGUGGUUAUGUAAA
Molecule: messenger RNA, 1472 nt
Organism: Pseudoliparis swirei
Lineage: Eukaryota; Metazoa; Chordata; Actinopteri; Perciformes; Liparidae
Gene: rheb
Product: Ras homolog, mTORC1 binding
Exons: 8
Coding region: 218-772 (184 amino acids)
Biological process (GO): small GTPase-mediated signal transduction
Cellular component (GO): plasma membrane
Molecular function (GO): GTPase activity; GTP binding; GDP binding
Source: RefSeq, a predicted model, not a curated record